Messenger RNA from Liolophura sinensis, 3409 nucleotides. RefSeq lists its product as uncharacterized. Lineage: Eukaryota; Metazoa; Mollusca; Polyplacophora; Chitonida; Chitonidae. The transcript is spliced from 18 exons. The record is from RefSeq and is a predicted model, not a curated record. Bases 580 to 3345 code for a protein of 921 amino acids.
CUCAUCGAGGGGAGGCAUUUUGACAGUACCUGUAAGCGGGUACUGCCUAGACAGAGAGGACAGAGUUGGCAGAAGAGAGAGAGAAGGAUGAUGUUUUCUUGAAGCUGUCCCCAGGCUUGACUUUACUCCUGUCCUACUUGACUUCCCUGGCCAGCUUUGUUGUGUGGAGGAUACAAGCAAGCGCUGACAGCCAGCCAGCCCUGGGGAACAGCUUUUGUACCCACGGCCCAUCUGUCCCCACUCAAGAGACUAGUCUUAGGAGCUGAUCAAGUCCCAAGUCCCCAGGCAAUAAGCAGUGUAGCUGUCUUUGUGUGUUUGUUUGUUUGAGAUUUUCAUUCUGGUUUUUUUUUUUUUGGAUUUUUUUUAACAAUCAGUGCCUACUCAAUGGUGCCUUAUUAAUGUUGUGAUGCAGACGGAUUAACCACAAAGUGACUUAAUUUCAUCAUUUAUGUGUGAAUCGUCUCAACCGAGAGUUUGCUGUGUGUUAAGCCAACAUUAACCUACCUCACAGUUAGAAGUUAAUCCUGCAGCAAACUCUGCAUUGAGUUGCAGAGCCUUUUCUAGCGGGCUUAUUUAACCAUGGAUUCGGGCUCGGAUAACCUGUUUGCGCGAAGUAGCUCUACAAAUGGAACCAAUACUCAAAAUACAACGACCAAUGCUCAGAAAACAAACUGGUUCUCAGGAGAUUCGUUCGGGGAGACCGACACUGAUGACCUGUUCGCCUCUCUGGCCAGUAGACACUCUAUCACCACCACAGCUGACCAGCAUGCCAUGGAGUUCGACCCUUUCGCAGACAGCUCCACCAGCUCUAAGGGGGAUAAACUGGAUCCAUUUAACACUAGCCCUUUUACAACAACGACGACAAUGGCUGUUAACGAUUCUAAGGGAACAGAUUCGUUCGAAAGAAAUAGCAGCAAUGAUUUUGAUGACCUGUUGAAUUUUGAUCCCCUAUGUGCACCCACAACGGCUGACGCAAAAAAAUCUGAGGCUGACCAGAAGAGCUCAGGAACCUCCGGUGACAGUUUGUUUGCGGACCUGGAUCCAUUGUUUUCCACAACAACUUCUGUCACAUUGACUCAUCAGACAAAGACAGUCCCAGAGGUGUUCAAGAGUAAGAAGGUUGAAUCUGAACGGUCUGAAACUGAGGAUCUGUUUGCUGUCAGCCCUCCCAAAGAUAACUCUCUAAAGGCUACACUUUGUGAGGCUGAGGACGAUCCAUUUGAAGUCAGUCUACCCGCUGCCGUCAGUGAUCAGAAAACUGUACAGGAGGAUAUUUUCGAGUCCAUGAAGGCAGACAGUUCAGACCCCUUCUCCACAGACCCUUUCUCCUCAGACCCUUUCAUAACAACAACAACAACAUCCGCAUCUGUGACCAAUCCUCCAUCAGACGCACAUUCCAGUGUAGAGAAGAAAUCGGAUGGAGCAGCCUGGCUUGAAACAGUGACUGUGACACUUACCAAGGAUGAGUCAGAGGCUGAUAGGUCAGAGGUCGUAGGGGAAGGGUCAGAGUUCACAAUGGAGGAGGAAUCCCCUGUGGUUAUGAGAAGACCCAAACAAAAGGAUGAAACUGCCUGGCUGGAAACAGUGACCAUAACUGUUACAAAGGAUGAGUCGGAGACUGAUAGGUCGGAGGUUGAUAGGUCAGAGGACGAUAGGUCAGAGGGCAUAGGAGAAGGAUCAGAAUUCAAGGUGGAUGAGGAAUCCCCUGUGGUCAUGAGAAGACCCAAACAAAAGGAAGACCCUGUGGAUGGAGAGGAACCAAAUGAGAGUCUGGACCUGUCAGCCAUACAGGGAACGGAGCAUCUCGACAUCGAUGCAUUGAAGCAGAAGAGCUCACUUAGGAAGAAAGGUUCCUUAGCUCUGCGACGAAAACCAUCACGGAAAAGUGUCCGCAGUUCAUUGCUAUCAGUUGUGGACAAAUACCAGGAUUCCACAGAACCAAAGGAGAGCUCUCCUGCUGACAGAGACGGUUCAAAGGAGGUGUCCUCGGGAGUUCAGGAAAAGCACGAUGAGGAAAAACCGGAGAAUGUGAACAAGCUCAAACCUUCCCAGGACCGUCCCAGUAUCCUGCCGAGGGGUGCCUCUAGAGCUCCGAUGGGGGGACAAAUGAUCAUACCAGGGCUGGGGGACAUCACCAAAGUGAAGCUGCGAACCAGCCCCGUGAAGCCAGUCAGUGGAGGCCUGUCCUCAGGAGAGGGCAAAGCCCACUCCACAGGGCUCACCCAGCCAGUCGCUGUACCCAGGGUGCAGCUUCGGAGUUCCUCGAGGUCCUCGCUCAUCCUGCCUAGACCAGAGAAAAGUGCUACCACGACACCAAACAGGGCCAGCUACAACCCAUUUCCCUCCAAACCUCUGAUACAGACGAAACCAAGGUUGAAGACAGAUGAUGCUGCGGCGCCAGCAGCAGGACGGCGCGAGGUAAAGCCAUGGCAGGCAUCAUGGUUACGUGAGGCGAAACAGCCAAAGCUGACAGCAGGUGGAGAGGAGCAGGGAGAGAAACACCUGCAUGACCAGGAGCCAGAGAAACCCGCCUGGAUGAAGGCGUCCAUUGAGAAGAGACAGAAGGAGGAAGAGGCCAGCGAGAAAGAAUCGACAAGCCUUAGGAACAAAGAAAAUAACCUACUAUCAACCUCACCCAGGCUCUCCUACUCCAGCGACCAAGAGAUGGAUCUCAGGAGUGAGCAAAGCAGCACAGACGAAAACAAUCCUGAGAGCAGACUGAAUGAGCUUAACUACCUUCACAACCAGAAGAGUUCUCCAGCCAGCACUCAACCCAGUCCAGUUUCAGGCCAGGGAGAACUGUUCAUUGAGAGCUCCCUGACAAAGACAGCACGCAGCCGACUUAGCGUCUCAGACCUGUCCCUGAAUAAGAGCAGAGAGCUGGAGACUCUCAGUAAGAAUGGUCACACGAAUGAUAGCUUCACAAGCAGCACUACAUCCAUUCAGCUUCAAGACCCUGUUAUUAUGAGACCAAAAAUACUUUCUAAGCAAGAUUAUCAGCCGAGCUGGUCCCGAGACAGCAGCAAUCGUGUUCUGCCAGGGAGCAAGGAUGAGGCUAACAACCAGUCCAGCACGGACCUGCCCAAGUGGAAGAGAGACUUGCUGGAAAAACGGCGAUCAAAACCUGCUGGAUCAACCGUGAUACCAGCUCCUAAAGAAGCUCCAUCUUCUGACAGCAACAACCCUCCAUGGCAGAAAGAGUUGCAGAAUAAACGGCGGUCUUCAUUAAAACUCAGAGCAGAUCCAGUAACAGAGCCCAAACAGCCGGCUGAACCGGAGUGGAUGAGAAAAGCAGAGGAAAGACGAUCACGCCUCGCCAAGUCUGGAUUGAUAGAGAAGAAGUAAAUAGAGGAGGGAAGUGGUCUAUCUGCUGGGGAGGAAACCAUAGGGAGUCUCAUGACAGUAGCUU